GAGUAACAUUAACUUCCGGGUACUUCUACGUUUAAAAUCCGUGAGAACAUUUAAACUGUCAGUCAAUGUAGCCUAAUUUUUGUUACACUAGUGAUAGGUGUUUCUGUUGUUGGCCUGUUACUCUAGGAUGGAUAAGGCCGUCCUCUGUAUUUUGAUAGACAAGAACGAUAAAUCCGAAUAUGUUUGUUUUACGCAAAAGAAGCCAGAAGGAAUACACAUUGGACUGAGCAAUGGUGAAGAUGUUUGGAAAGCAGAUCUCUCAGAAGAGAUGCUAUCCCAGCUUAAAAAGAAAACGUUCUUGAAGUCAACAGAGGAUUAUGCCCUGAAGCUUAAGAGUGCAUGCCAGAAUGGCAAUGCAUUCAUCUCUCUGCAGGAGGACAGUGCCGUGCUUACCCUAGGCUCGGAGUCUACAGACCCGAAUGUGUCAUUUUCCAAACUCCCAGAUCUCGAGGGAAGAACACAGAUCAAGGAACUGCUCUUCAGCAUGGCAGGCAGCCUUAUGCAGCAGAACAGUACAGGGGGUCAGUCUUCAAGCCCCAUGAAGAGCCUUCAGAAAAGAAGCACAGCAUUUGAACCCAGGAAACACCACGGUGGCCCAACAAUAGCAGUGAGGAAGCGUCUUCCAGGAGAUUCACUGAUCAACCCAGGGACAAGAAGGAAGCUGGCUGCUACAGGAGUAGAUUUUGAUGAUGGAGAUGACAUGUAAUCUCCUGAUGCUGAUAAUGACACGAAUGUUCCAGUUUUAAUCCACCAACACUAUCACUUACUGUUGCUAAUUACUAUUUUUUAAAUAUGUAACAUUAACAAUACAAAUGUUUUUUAAAGCUCUAUGGAACUAUUCUAAUGAAUUAUGAUGGUUUUUUUUAAAUGAAUUAUGAAUCUAAUGAAUUAUGAUGGUGAUUUUAAGACUGUAAUACAAUGUUAUUUCUAAAAUAAACACUUAAAUUCCUAAA
Molecule: messenger RNA, 953 nt
Organism: Electrophorus electricus (electric eel)
Lineage: Eukaryota; Metazoa; Chordata; Actinopteri; Gymnotiformes; Gymnotidae
Gene: paxx
Product: PAXX non-homologous end joining factor
Biological process (GO): double-strand break repair via nonhomologous end joining
Cellular component (GO): site of double-strand break; nucleus; nonhomologous end joining complex
Molecular function (GO): molecular adaptor activity
Source: RefSeq, a predicted model, not a curated record